Labrus mixtus (cuckoo wrasse) is the source of this 4755-nucleotide messenger RNA. It is a transcript of the gene snx1a, whose product is annotated as sorting nexin 1a. The record is from RefSeq and is a predicted model, not a curated record. Gene Ontology annotation, biological process: intracellular protein transport; early endosome to Golgi transport. Gene Ontology annotation, cellular component: endosome membrane; endosome. The transcript is spliced from 15 exons. Bases 48 to 2450 code for a protein of 800 amino acids. Lineage: Eukaryota; Metazoa; Chordata; Actinopteri; Labriformes; Labridae. Gene Ontology annotation, molecular function: phosphatidylinositol binding.
UUGACGUUGUGUUUCCCAAAAAAAAAAAAAAAAAAAAAAGAUUGAAGAUGGCGACCAGCUCGGAGCGCAGUCCUCCUCCGUUCCCCGACUCCGAGGACCAAGAUGUGCUGGACUCCGAAGAAGUCGGAGGCCGAGACAGUGAUGAGGACGACGGGGAGGACCUCUUCCUGAGCACGAGCAACCCUCCACUGAUCGAAAUGGACCCCACACUGCCAACCACCAGCCAGCCCACUGAUGUUUUAAUGGAGCCCCCCACUGACAUCAUGAAUGACCCUUUAAUUGAGCCCGUCAGCAGCCAAACAGAGAAAAAAGAGAGCGAAGUUGUCAGCGAACCCUCAGAUGAUUUUGUUGACCUGACAAACAACAUUUCCGACUCUCCUACCGACUACCCUGAUGAGUCAGUUGAAGUUAAAAUUGCCGAUGCAGAUAAAUACUCAACUGAAAUCCCUUUAGAUGAACCCUCAGAAGAAUUCGUCGACAUAUUUGGAAGUGAUGCUGAAGCACCCCAAGAGGAAGUUGUGGUAGAUGAUAUGGAGUCGGUAGAAACGGCAAUGGAAAAAAGUGAAGUGACCAGCGGUGUAAUAGAGCUACUUGUUGACGGAAACACAGAAAGUGAUGCUGAACAGGAAGCAGAAGAAACUCCCACUGCUCCAGUUAUCGACCUCAGUGUUGAUUUGCAAACCUCUAACACACAACAGGCACCUAGCAGGGUCACAUUUGUUGACCCUUUGGUUGACCUUCUAAGUGAUGCUCCACCUGCCGCUGAAGCCCCAAAACCAAGCCCUGCGACAAUAGAUCUGUUUGAAGAUGAGGGGAGUGAUUUGUUUACAGAACCACGGCAGACUAAAUCAGCCAAGCAGCCACAGAAAAGCCUCUUUGGUGAAACUGAUGAGGAUCUGUUCAGUGAGCCGCUGGGUGCCACCUCAAAGAAAACCGUCAUCAAAGAGCAGAAGGAGAAGUCUGUCACAACCAAAGCUGCUGGGGACAGUAGCAACAUAGGUGGGCCUCUGCUAGACAGCAGUCCCGCAGAACCUGCUGAUAUUUUCACUGAGGAGGCUGUCACAACAGUGCCCAGCACCACUACCACCAACACUAACGGAGUCCACUCUGAAGUGGAGCCAGAUAUUUUUGCAGAAGCCACAGUGGAGCUUUCCCUUGACAGUCCUCGGGGAGAGAGAAAGAAGGAUGUGACAGCCAAACCGUCUGUAUCCGCCCCUUCCCUGUCAGCUGCUGCCAGCCUGGCCAAGCCGCAGUCUGCUUCCCUGGAGGAGUUGGAGGAAGAGGAAGAAGAAGAGCAGGAGGAUAAAUUUGACAUCUGUAUCUCUGUCAAAGACCCUGAAAAAAUAGGGGAUGGAAUGAAUGCCUACAUGGCUUACAAAGUAGCCACACAGACCACAAUGGCGAUGUUCCGCAACAAGAAUUUGACGGUGAGGCGACGUUUCAGCGACUUCCUCGGCCUCUAUGAGAAGCUUUCUGAAAAACAUGGACCAAAUGGUUUAAUUGUGCCUCCUCCACCGGAGAAAAGCAUCCUGGGUAUGACUAAGGUGAAGGUGGGAAAGGAAGAUUCCUCAUCUGCAGACUUUGUCGAGAGAAGAAGAGGCGCCUUGGAGAGGUAUCUCCAGAGGGUGGUUAAUCACCCAUCACUUAUCCAAGAUCCAGAUGUCAGAGAGUUUCUGGAGAGAGAAGAAUUGCCAAGAGCUGUGAGCACCCAGGCUCUGAGUGGGGCCGGCUUCCUGAAAAUGAUCACCAAAGCAACAGAUGCUGUCAGUAAAAUGACCAUCAAGAUGAAUGAGUCAGACGUGUGGUUUGAGGAGAAGCUGCAGGAGGUGGAGUCUGCAGACCAACAGUUCAGGAAACUCCACGCGCUGGUGGAAUCUCUGGUCGUCCACAGGAAAGAGCUGUCGUUAAAUACAGCCAGCUUUGCCAAAAGCACGGCCAUGCUGGGCAGCGCGGAGGACAACACCGCUCUGUCCCGGGCUCUCUCUCAGCUGGCUGAGGUGGAGGACAAGAUGGAGCAGCUGCACCAGGAUCAGGCCGCCAACGACACCUUCAACUUUGCAGAAGUCAUGGCAGAUUAUAUCCGCCUGCUCGGAGCCGUGAGGGGGUCGUUUGAUCACCGGAUGAAGGCGUGGCAGCGCUGGCAGGAUGCUCAGGCGGCGCUGCAGAAGAAGAGGGAGACCGAGGCCAAACUGCUGUGGGCCAACAAGCCGGACAAACUGCAGCUGGCCAAAGAGGAGAUUGCCGAGUGGGAGGCCAAAGUGACGCAGUAUGAGAGAGACUUCGACAGAGUUACUGCUACUGUACGCAAGGAAGUCGUCCGCUUUGAGAAAGAAAAGGCCAAGAAUUUCAAAAGACAGAUCGUUAAGUACUUGGAGUCUCUGCUUCAGUCUCAGCAACAGCUGAUAAAAUACUGGGAGGCUUUCUUACCAGAAGCGAAAGCAAUCGCCUAAUCUUCUCGCACCAGCCUUUUGGACGCUGAGCAGGCUGCCUUUUUCUUAUACACUUUACCUCUUGCCUUUAAACCAAGGAAAAUGCAUUGUAAAGGGAGAUACAAUCAGCCAGUUUUUUAAUCACCUUUAACAUAUAGCUCUGUAUUCUAUUGUAUUAAUAAUUGUAUAUUUUCAUUUAACCUUUCACAAAUAUUUUCUUAUUAGAUGAAAAAAAAGAAAAGAGUUUGCAUAUACGAAGAUAUGGACACGCUGAAAAGAGAAAAGCAUAGAGACAAAUUUUUCCAUAAAUUUCCACCAGAGAAGGGAAACAUGAGUCGCUUGUUCUCAGGACUUUCUCCCUCGUGUGAUCAGGAUCUCCUUCACAUCAGCGGUUAAUUGUUUACAGCGGCUGCUAUCUCAUCAAAUCUUUCUGGGGACCUAGAUGUAGAAAGCGGCCUGAUGUCUCACUCUUUUUAUUUUUUUUAAUGACUCAAAGGGAUAAAAAAAAAUAAAUGAACAGUUUAAGGAAUUAGAAUAAUGAGCACUUCCACCAGGUGGAUAAAGAACUUAAUUACCAGCCAUUUGUUUUCUUUACUUUUCGGAUUUCAAAUCAUGUCGAUGCUGGGGGGGGGGGGCAGGGGCAGGUUGUUGAGAGGCAUUAGAUUAGCAGGGUCUACAGCUGUGGUCAAGGGUUGCAUUGUAGGUCAAGCUUGUGAGUUUAAUGUUUUAGAUUAUGAUUUCAAUCAAUGUGCAAAACGUUACUCUUACAAAUACACAUGUCUGUGCCUUUUCAGUCAGAAUGAGUUUUUUUUGCUAAGAUCCAAUUUGGGAGAAGGUUGUACACGGUGACGGGCAGUGCAGCGGUGUGAACAGUUCCUGUCACGACAGCCAAAAUAAUGAUAUCAUGAUUGUCAACUCUGAGGUGGUAGAAUCAUGCUGGUGUUUUCGUGUUCAAACCCAUUUACUACAAAUCAAGUGGUUUUUUUUCUACUUAAUUGUUUCUUAUUCCGCUGGAAAGACACUUUCUGGAGUCAUAAUCAUGUAAACAUAAACCUGCAGAGACUUGAAACCUCACCGUUAAAGUCAUCUCUCAAUCUUUCUUUGUCAAAGUUGGAUCAUUGUUGUUUUGUAAUGUGACACAGUAGAGUGUCAGUUCACACUUUUCUAGUGUUACCGUUCAACUGUGACCAUCUUUGAGCAACAUACAGGAAAUGCUGACAUGUGCACUGUAUGAAUCAGUGCUUUUGAGAAAUGUUCAAGUCUCUGCAUGAAGAGCUCAUUUCUCACUCUGCAAUAGUAGGGAUAUGUUUCCCAACCGAAGGCCGGCUGGAUGGUCAGAGUCUGCAUUCUGCUUGAGGUGUGGUCGCAAAAAAAACAUUAAAACUGCAACUAAAAACUGUCCUCAGAAGUGUUUAUGUUGUAAAAUAAUGAGAAAACAGAUUAACAAUUUGAAAGGUGGCAGUGGCACGCCUAAAAACCUGUCAGUAAAGGCAAAGAGGAAAACUGCUCGCUUGUAGACAUGGCCUUCAACUGAAGAUUUCAAAAUUCCUACCAGAGAGAAAAAUGUCUCUGCAAAUGUUUUCAGAGAAAGGAACCCACUUGAUAGACCUGUAAAAUACAAAAGUAGCUCAGCUGAUAUACCAUGAAUGUAAACAGAACCACAGGGCGCCUUUAAUUUACCACGAUGUAAAAGAAAAGAAGCAAACCCUCGCGUUUAAUUUAGUAAAAUCAGCGAGUAUGUGGCUUUAUUAUACAGUGAAUGAACAAUUAGUUGUAUAAAUAUGUUUGUGAUUAUUUGUCUGUGGUUUGGCUUUGAGGGAUUUGUAGUAAAUGGGCAAAAAAAAAACAACACUAAAAUAAUCCUUGAAAUAACACCAAGGAGCCGGGCUGUCGUUUUACAGGCAGGAGAUUAAAUGUACUGAUGUCAUAUGGAACAUAACUCUUCCCUGAAGCCUCAGUUUGUGAGUUAAACUACAAACCUGCAUCACUGCUCUUUGUGUGGCAGGGCUGCCAUCUUUUGAUCACAGCUUGAAUGUCACAUUUGCACACACUUAAAUUGAAUGGAGCUGCACUGUGUCGACCAUCAUCAUGUCACUUGCAGACAUUUCUGUGCACCUUUUUCUUCUUUUUUCUUUUCUUGACAAUUAGAUGCUUGCCUGUUCUCAGCUGUUGUCAGACAACACUCAUAAACGCGGUUUGUUUGUGCGGCUCAUUGUGUCUGUCGUCAUCUCUUGUCAAUGUACAGAGCUACGUGCACUGUCAGAAUCUUCUUUCAAAGCAAAUCAAUAAAAGAUGCACUGUUUACACUUGGAGAUUUCAUUAAGAA